Molecule: messenger RNA, 1491 nt
Organism: Prunus armeniaca (apricot)
Lineage: Eukaryota; Viridiplantae; Streptophyta; Magnoliopsida; Rosales; Rosaceae
Source: the annotation of a GenBank genome assembly
AUGGCUGGCGAAGGGAGCCCUUCCUACGAGCAGUUCUCCCACCUCUACAGUGUCACCAAGUCCAAAUGUGCCGAUCACGGUGGAUGGGUGCAGGCGAACUGCCUCAGGGCUACCGAUCGAGGCCACUUCGUCAGUUGGGUACCGACUUCACAGAAGUCGUGGAGGAAUCGGCGGGUGCUCCUCUCGGGUGAUUGGGAGUCGCCUUCGGGACAGCCCGUCCGAUUUCGCAUUCCCACAACCUUCCAAAUGGCCGGUAAGCUGAAGCAGCCGAUCGCAACGCAGGCCGAGAUUCAGCAAGUGGAGAGGGUGAGGAGGAAAGUCCCUGCCGAGGAGAGGGUAUAUCCGCAGUUCCUCUUCACCGCCAACUUGAUCCGGGCCCAGCUGGUCGAUCCUACCGAGAUGACGGAAGACAGGAGAGCUGCCGAGGCCAAGAGGAUGAACGAGUCCUCCAAGCGCCGUCUUAUGAUGGGCUUCCAGGGGAAGAAAAAGAAAACCCAGCCGCAGGGUUCGGCAUCGGUGGACCCUGAGGACCAGACGCUUGCCGAUCGCCUCCGUGAGCUUAACGCCGGAUCGGCACAGACCAGAGCGACAGCUGCCGACCCCUCUCCCCGCCGAGGCACCUCCACCGAAGGGGCUUCCUCCCGAGCGGCCGGUAAACGGCCUUUCACUGUCGACCUGGAUGCCGAACCGGCCCCAAAACGCGGACGGCAGGCUGAGCCGACUCGGGCUAUUUUUGCGGCCGAUAAUGACGAGGAGCCUGCCGAUCCCGUCACCCUGGCCUGUCCGUCGAAGGCGGUCCAGUUCGCGAACCAUAUGAUUAUCGGUUCGCAAAUGGAGCUGAACGAAAUCGAGGAGCUGCCGAAGAGGCUCCUUCGGGAGGAGGCGGGUCGCGCCUUCCGUCUUCAGGCAUCGGCUUCGAUGGACAUGUGGCUUUGCAUGAAGCGGGCCAUCAAUGCCUCUGAGAAGGCGAAGAAGGCCUACGAGGACGGCAGGGCCAGGGUUGCCGAGGCUGGCAAGGCUAUCCAGGAUCACGCGAACCUGGUGAAAGACUUACAAGCUGCCGAACGGCAGGUCAAGGCUUACGAGUCCAAGUUCGCGGAUCUGUCGUCUGCCCUGGAAUCGGCACAGCUGUCGGCUAAGGAGGCUCUGGAGGCGAAGGGUGCCGUUGAGGUGGUUCUGGAGGAGUCGAAGCGUGCCAAAGCAUCAGAGAUUGAGGCUGCCGUCCAGGAGGCCAUUCGGAAGUAUCGCCACUCUACCGAAUUCUCUACCCUGCUCGACAAGGAGGUGGGCUCGGAGAUGGUGGAUCUCAUCUACCGAUUUAAGCGGUACAAUCCUGGGACGAAGCUCAAUCUGAACUUCAUUGCCGAUCCUCUUCCCCUUCCCGAAGGCGUGACAGAAGAGAUGAUCGAAGAGUACGAGGGGGAAGAUGCUCCGGAAGAGCCUGAAACUGCAGAUGCCGAAGGGGCCGAUGCCGAGGGUCCUUCGUCCUGA